GGGAUGGCCAGGCAGCAUCUCAUCUGUUCACAGACAAAUACGGCAAAGCGCCAUUCACGGCUGCAAUUUAUCCUUAAUGUUUGCUUUCAGGGGAAUUUGCAAAUCUACCACAGUUGAUUAACGGUAACCCGGACCAUCUAUGGGGUAAUGUGUUGAAAAUUUAAAUGAUAUAGCGUCAGCUGAGCGUAAAUGGGGCUGCUGGAUAAGCUGUCAGGCUGGCUCGGCCUGAAGAAGAAAGAAGUCAACGUUUUGUGUCUGGGACUGGACAACAGCGGCAAAACCACCAUCAUCAACCAACUCAAGCCGCCUAAUCAUCCAAAUCAUUUAGGUCCAUUGUCAGAAGAAUGGAAACAUGUUAGUCAGACACAGGCACAAGAGAUCGUCCCCACCAUCGGCUUCAACAUUGAAAAGUUCAAGAGUUCGAGCCUGUCGUUUACAGUCUUUGACAUGUCCGGCCAGAGCAGAUACAGGAGCUUAUGGGAGCAUUAUUACAAGGAGAGCCAUGCUAUCAUAUUUGUCAUCGACAGCAGCGACAAACUGAGAAUGGUAGUUGCCAAGGAGGAGCUGGAUACGUUUCUUAACCAUGAAGAUAUCCGAAGCAAAAACAUACCAGUAUUGUUCUUCGCCAACAAGACGGACCUGCGGGACGCCAUGUCAUCGGUGAAGGUGUCACAGAUGUUGUGUUUGGAGAACAUCAAAGACAAACCCUGGCACAUCUGUGCCAGCAAUGCCAUCAAAGGAGAGGGCCUGCAGGAAGGGCUGGACUGGCUACAAGAUCAUAUCAAAACGAUGAACAAAUGAACAAUCAUUCCUGAUCAUGGAGAGAUGGAUCAAAGAACUGGAACUUUCACUGCUCAAAGUUUUCAUCAAACUGGAUGUUGUAGGCCUUAAACUUCACUGUAAAACAGCUAAGUAGUUCCUUCCUGUUCUACACCUUCAAACCCCUAUUUAGCUUUUCUUUUUUUUUUUUUUAAAAGGAGUAGCGCAAUUUAAAUAUGACAAAUGGGUAAAUUGUUUAACACGCCUCCCGAUAGAUCCCUGUCUUAGAUUAAUAUAAACAUAUAAUGUGAAAGCCAUCUGAACUGAAUGCAGACACAAAAUGUAUUUACUUUUUUCUGUAUACACUAAUAUUGAUUUUUUUUUAAUCUGUUGCUUUUUUCUUUUUUAAUUCAACGACACACGUUUUAAUAAUUUCAUCCACUGCACAAUUUUGAAAAUGCUGUUAAUGUCAAAUGUUGCACUAAGUGGAGAUAAAUAAAA
Molecule: messenger RNA, 1260 nt
Organism: Cololabis saira (Pacific saury)
Lineage: Eukaryota; Metazoa; Chordata; Actinopteri; Beloniformes; Belonidae
Product: ADP-ribosylation factor-like protein 6
Exons: 8
Coding region: 190-801 (203 amino acids)
Biological process (GO): intracellular protein transport; vesicle-mediated transport; cilium assembly
Cellular component (GO): cytoplasm; axoneme
Molecular function (GO): GTP binding; GTPase activity
Source: RefSeq, a predicted model, not a curated record